AUGUCCUUGUGCCCUCUGCUUGGCCCUCGGGGGCAAAAAGCAGACCAGCUCACGCACGCUCAGAUACAAGGGCUGGUCAGGUUUCAAUGUUUUCCCUUCUGUGGUGUCUGCGUUUCUUACAGGGGUGAAGACAUCUUAAACCAGAGGAGUGACUCUCUAGUCGUGGAAUUUCAGUCGUCAACCAGCCGGUGCAGGAGUGUCUAUGAACCAGAUAGAAAUGUGUUACGGAGGAAAGAACGAGAAAGGAGAAAUCAGGAGACUCAACAGGACGAUGGCACAUUUAAUUCCAGUUAUUCCCUCUUCAGUGAACCCUACAAGACUAACAAGGGGGAUGAGCUCUCCAACCGGAUCCAGAAUACGCUAGGCAAUUACGACGAAAUGAAGGACUUUUUAACUGAUAGAUCUAAUCAGAGUCAUCUCGUUGGCGUUCCCAAACCUGGGGUUCCUCAGGCUGCUGUGAACAAGAUCGAGGAACAUUUUGUUGCAGAUUCAAGAGCCCAGGCCCAGGCCUCCUCUGUGGGCAGCACGGCGUCUUCCACACCAGCGGCUGUGCCCGGGCAGCAGAGUAAGAGGGGCACCGUGGGCUGGCAGAAGGCUGGGCACCCGCCUCCCGACGGCCCACCGAGAGCAACACAACAGAGCUCUCUCAGGACCUUGCUUGGAGAUGGCGCUGGCAGGCAGCAGCCACGGGCCAAACAGGUGUGCAAUGUAGAGGUGGGUCUUCAGACCCAGGAAAGACCACCCGCCAUGGCAGCCAAGCACAGCAGCAGUGGACACUGUGUUCAGAACUUUCCUCCAUCCCUGGCUUCCAAACCCAGCCUGGUCCAGCAGAAACCGACCGCAUAUGUGCGGCCGAUGGAUGGCCAAGAUCAGGCUCCCGAUGAGUCUCCGAAGCUUAAGUCGUCCACGGAAACCAGCGUGCACUGCACGUCAUACAGGGGCGUCCCGGCCGCCAAGCCAGAGUCCACCAGAGCCAAGGCCAAGCUUUCCAAGUUCAGCAUCCCCAAGCCAUCGGAGGAGAGUCGAUCUGGAGAAACCAACAGCUGUGUGGAAGAAAUAAUCCGGGAGAUGACCUGGCUUCCACCACUUUCUGCUAUUCAGCCGCCUGGCAAGGUGGAACCCAGCAAAUUUUCAUUCCCAAAUAAGGACUCUCAGCUGGUUUCCUCUGGACACAAUAAUCCAAAGAAAGGUGAUGCUGAGCCCGAGAGUCCAGACAAUGGCACCUCGAAUACAUCAAUGCUAGAAGAUGACCUCAAGCUAAGCAGUGAUGAAGAGGAGGGUGAACAGGCAGCCCAGGGAACCGCGCUCCACGCUCUGUCUGACAGCGCCGGGGUCCAGCAGGCCGGCUGCAGAGCCUCGGUGCCCUCCAGCAAGGGCAGCAGCAGCGGCAGCAGCAGCAGCGGCAGCAGUUCGUCCAGCGACUCGGAGAGCAGCUCGGGAUCCGACUCCGAGAGCGAGAGCAGCUCCAGCGAGAGCGAGGGCAGCAAGCCCGCCCACUACUCCAGCCCCGAGGCUGAGCCCGCGUCCUCUAACAAGUGGCAGCUGGAUAAAUGGCUAAACAAAGUUAAUCCCCACAAGCCGCCUGUUCUGAUCCAGAAUGAAAGCCACGGCCUGGAGAGCAGUCAGUACUAUGCCCCCGGGAAGGACCCCGCGCAGGACUGCGGGAAACUCGCCGACGGGUGCCAGGCCGGCCUGAGGGAGAAGGACGUCAAGAGCGCCUGCAAGGAAGAGCAGAGGCCAAGGACAGCCAACAAGGCCCCGGGGACGAAGGGGGUGAAGCAGAAGUCCCUGCAGGUUGCGGGCAAGAAGCCCCCCAGGCGCACGGAGAGGACCUCUGCCGGCGAGAGCACUAACUGCCAGCGGCCGGAGGAGCCCGCGGAUGCGCUGGGGGCAAGCGCCGCAAUCCCUCCCAUCCCUCCGGAGCCCACCAAAGCCAGGCCCUGUGCCAACAGCAGGACGAGCCACCGCAAGGAGCUGCGCGCCUCGGUCACCUGCGAGAAGCGCCGCACGCGGGGCCUAAGCAGGAUCGUCCCCAAGUCCAAGGAGUUCAUCGAGACAGAGUCCUCAUCUUCGUCCUCCUCCUCGGACUCCGACCUGGAGUCGGAGCAGGAGGAGUACCCUCUGGCCAAAGCGCCGGCCGUGGCCGCCGCCUCUGCAAGUGACCAGAGGCUCAAGGAGGCCGCUGGCAGCAUCAGCAGCAGCGGCGGACCCCGCGCACCCGUGGGCUCCAUCAACGCCAGGACCACCAGCGACAUCGCCAAGGAGCUGGAGGAGCAGUUCUACACGCUGGUCCCCUUCGGCCGCAACGAACUUCUCUCCCCCCUGAAGGACAGUGACGAGGUCAGGUCUCUCUGGGUCAAAAUUGACCUGACCCUCCUGUCCAGGAUCCCAGAACACUUGCCCCAGGAGGCCGCGGCCCUCAGCACGCCUGCAGCCAAGGACGCUGAGAGCGCACCUCCAAGCCACCCAUCCGACACACCCGUAGAAAAGGCUUUGCCCAAAUCCAAGAGGAAACGCAAGUGUGACAACGAAGAUGACUACCGGGAGGUCAAGAAGGUCCAGGGAGAGAAAGAGAGCUCUUCCCGGCAGGCCGCCUCUGCCAGUAACACUGUGUCUGCGAAUCCUUGCAACAUGAACGUCAGCAGCUUGGCAAUACCCAUCAAUAAAAAUGAAAAGCUGCUCCGGUCGCCCCUCUCGCCCCUCUCCGACGCCUCUAAACACAAAUACUCCAGCGAGGACUUGACGUCUUCCAGCAGGUCCAGCGGCAGUGGCUUGUUCCCUUCCACCGCCUCCAACAAAAAGCUCAAGAUGGAGAGCCAGCUGCCGGCUCAUGCCGCAGACCUCACGAAAGCAGCUCACCACAGCUCGGAAAGCGUUCUCCACAAGCCACGGCCACAGACGGAGCCGUGGUCCCCGGGCUCCAGCAGCCACCGGGACUGCAAGAGGCAGAAACUCGUCUUCGACGACAUGCCACGCAGUGCAGAUUAUUUUAUGCAAGAAGCUAAGCGGAUGAAGCAUAAGGCAGAUGCAAUGGUGGAAAAGUUUGGAAAGGCUUUGAACUACGCCGAAGCAGCCUUGUCAUUCAUUGAGUGUGGAAAUGCAAUGGAACAGGGCCCGAUGGAAUCCAAAUCUCCAUACACGAUGUAUUCAGAAACAGUGGAACUCAUCAGGUAUGCUAUGAGACUAAAGACCCACUCAGGCCCCAAUGCCACACCAGAGGAUAAACAGCUGGCUGCGUUAUGUUACCGAUGCCUGGCUCUCCUGUACUGGCGGAUGUUUCGACUCAAAAGGGAUCACGCUGUCAAGUAUUCAAAAGCACUUAUCGACUAUUUCAAGAAUUCAUCUAAAGCUGCCCAAGCCCCAUCUCCAUGGGGAGCCGGUGGAAAGAGCACUGGAACCCCAUCCCCCAUGUCCCCCAACCCCUCCCCCACCAGCUCCGUGGGAUCUCAGGGGAGCCUCUCCAAUACCAGCGCCCUGUCCCCUUCCACCAUCGUCAGCAUCCCACAGCGCAUCCACCAGAUGGCAGCCAAUCACGUCAGCAUCACCAACAGCAUUCUCCACAGCUACGACUACUGGGAGAUGGCAGACAACCUGGCCAAGGAAAACCGAGAGUUCUUCAACGACCUGGAUCUGCUCAUGGGGCCGGUCACCCUGCACAGCAGCAUGGAGCACCUCGUCCAGUACUCCCAGCAGGGCCUGCACUGGCUGCGGAACAGCGCCCACCUGCCGUAGGGACCGCGCCCUGCGGCCGCACUGUGCUCCCACCUCCGUGGACAGCUCAAUGUUUCUGGACACUGUGCUACUGACAUUCCCAGCCACAGCAUUUAUCAAAACCCAGUGAAUAUUUUCUUAGCCUCGAACAAUGGUCUUUUCCCAGGGCACGUGUGCCUGUGUGUGUGUGUGUGUACGACACACAGCUGUUAAAACCUAUUUUCUUUGUCUAGUUUCCAUAAUCCCAGGCUAGACAAAGUGGUCAGAGGUUUCUGAUUAGAGGAAAUACACUUACACACAUAGACACACACACACACACACACACACACACACACACACACUUCCUACUUCAAAGCUAAACCAUGACUUUUUAGAACAUUCAACCAAAAUCUCGCUGUGAGUUCACAGGUGCAGCACACCAGCAGCCUGCCUGCCAGUGAAGACGACCUAGUCCUUACGUUGUUGACUUCCAGUGUUGAUGUACUAUCCCCACUUACCCUCUGGUUGUACGUGUUCAUGGGCAAUUGAAUAAUGAACGUCAGUCACGUUUUGCUGGAUGUUUACUAGGUUGCAUGUUACCCAAUGCCCUGCCUUUCAUUUACUACUCGCCCCUUCCAUCCAACUUUAUCAUCGGCUAAAUGCGUGGUGAGCAAAUGGAUCAACUGCCCUGCCCCCAUCGUGGUCUGAACCUGGCGCAGAUGUUCGGUGAGAACUCGGUGCUUUUGGAAGCGAGCCAGCCAGCACGCAGGCAGCCAUGGCUGCGUUUGGGAGCCUGGUCAGGAACUGGAACCUCCUGCACCUGCAACAAGCCCGCCCUGCACAGGCGUUUCUCCUUCCUGACUCUGUGGCACGCGGCUGGGGAGCCUUGCGGCACUCGUCAGUCUUCUAAAUGUGGCGAUUUUUUAAGCCUUUUCUUUCCAUGAUAGCUUUCUUACAAACGUCUUGGCCAAAUCAGGAUGCUACCCCGAUUGCCCCUUCACUGGGAGCCUGUGUGUGUUGCUUACCGGGCUGAGAGCCUCGUGCUCCUGACGAUGUCUGAUGCUCUCAGGCCUCCUGCAGGAUGUGCCACGUUAAUGCGUUUUGAACGGGGGCACGUGUGGGGCUCUGGUUAGCUGGCUGCUUACCGCGCAGGGUGCGUUCUUCCUGCCUCGGCCGCGGUGCUGUUUGGGGUAGCAACCCCAGAACGUCACGCUUAUGUCCUCUGUGUCUGGUAUGUUUACAUCUCGCCCUUAACUCUUUUCUUUUUUUUUUUAUUAAGUUUACAUUUUAAUUUUUUGACACCUGUUUACAGUUUUUGUCUGAAACUUGUUUAUUUUAUAGUCCCCUGUCAUGUCCUAGAUUUAGUCUUCUUAUUAAAUAUAUUUGGAUAUAAAAUUAUUGCUUAAAAAGAAAAGCUUCUGGGGAAAAAAAGGAUGUACUUUGCCAUAUUUUAAAAACAAAAACAUUGUCCCUGAGGCCUCUCACUUGACCAUAUUGCACCAGGCUGGUCUGAGAAAGACGGCAGUGCGGUUUACGGAGCACCCCGCCCCCCCCUCCAGGGGGCAAUGACGCCCAGCAUUUAUAACAGAUACUCGUGUGCUCUCGCCAACGGUCAGUUGGUCCAGUUUCGAUGUUGACAUUGUCAGCCUGAUGGAUAGUGGAAGUAAGAUUGCUGUAAUUCCCUAGCUCUCAGCACCCUUUCAAAACUGUACAAAUGAUUGAUCUGUGCGCAUGGUGACCCGAAAUUAACUUAGAAAGAGCAAGUGAAGGGCUUAUGAAAUUGGCAUUUGACUUUGGCCUUCAAGCAUCUGCACUGCUCACAGAGUUUGUUUUACUUUUAUCCAACCAAGGGGUUUGUCACACCCUCUCGCUAGACCUUGUGGGUGGAGUUCAUGAUCCCAUUCAUGUUGGGAAUUUCAGUCUAACUUAAGAAAUUGUGAACUGGUGUGUGGGGUGUGUUUGUUUGUUUGGAGGACUGAGGCUUAGUUCUGCUUGCUCUUGCUGAAUUCCGCUGAAAUGUUAGAACUCUCACAUAAGGGGUGGCCCUCAGGUGCGUCCCCAGGUGCUCUGCUGGCCUGUGCG
This is a messenger RNA of Myotis davidii, 5772 nucleotides long. RefSeq names its product AF4/FMR2 family member 3 (gene AFF3). NCBI's taxonomy places the organism in Eukaryota, Metazoa, Chordata, Mammalia, Chiroptera, Vespertilionidae. The record is from RefSeq and is a predicted model, not a curated record. Gene Ontology annotation, cellular component: super elongation complex; nucleus. Gene Ontology annotation, biological process: regulation of gene expression.